Molecule: messenger RNA, 1935 nt
Organism: Macrosiphum euphorbiae (potato aphid)
Lineage: Eukaryota; Metazoa; Arthropoda; Insecta; Hemiptera; Aphididae
Source: the annotation of a GenBank genome assembly
AUGGCCACCACAUCCGCCGCGUGGAUGACGUCUUCAACUGGCCAAAAACACGAAGAUACCGUCAAUGAAGAACCUCUGACUUGUGAAUCACCGGAACCGAUGUCCUGUUACCUGCACCACGAUCCCGACCAUCCUAUGUCGUCGUUUUCCGUUAUCAACAAGAUGCGAGUCAACAUCCAACUCUGUGACGUUUCCCUUCGAGUCGGUAACAGCGUGACAAAAGCUCACCGAUUGGUGUUGGCCUCCUCCAGUCCUUAUUUUUACGCAAUGUUCAACGACGACAUGGCUGAAAAAUUACAAUCCGAAGUCGAACUACAUGACGUAGACUUGGGUGCUCUACAACUUCUGAUCGAAUAUACAUACACAGGCCAAGUACACAUAACAGACGAAAAUGUUCAGGUACUGUUACCCGCUUCGUCAUUGCUCCAGAUAAACUCUGUCCGAGACGCGUGCUGCACGUUCCUGAUGAAACAGUUACACCCGACUAAUUGUUUGGGGAUCAGGCAGUUUGCCGAGACGCACUCGUGCAACGAGCUGAGGACCCGGUCACACCGCUAUGCGUUGCAGAAUUUCGAAGAAGUGGUGAAAACUGAAGAAUUUCUUUUCCUAUCGUUUUCUGAGGUCGAAGAUUUAGUAUCCAACGACAAAUUGAACGUUGUUUCCGAAGAGCAGGUUUUCGUGGCUGUCAUGGAUUGGAUCAAACACAAUCCCUCCGAACGAUCGCAGUACAUCGCUCAGCUUUUGGGCCACGUGCGACUAGCCCAAAUGUCAAAGAUGUUCCUGUUGAACGUAGUCGAAACGGAACCACUGGUGCGCAGCGAGCCUAGUUGCAAGGACCUGUUGUUGGGUGCCAUGAAGUACCAUCUGUUGCCGGACCAGAGAUCCGAUUUUGCUAGCAAGCAGACCGAACAACGGAGCCCAGACGGCCUGAUGCCAUACAUAUUCGCCAUUGGCGGUGGUAGUUUGUUCACUAUACACAGCGCUGGUGAGUGUUACAACCCUAGACACGACCGUUGGCUACCGAUUGCGCCCAUGUCCAAAUGUCGAAGUCGUGCGGGUAUCGUAUCGCUGGGCAAAUUGAUCUACGCUAUUGGAGGAUACGAUGGAAUAGUGGACCUAUCUUCGGCCGAGUGCUACGACCCAAAUUGCAACAGGUGGUCGGCGGUCACAUCACUAGGUACGAAGAGGAGCUGUCUAGGCAUUAGCGCCAACCACGGAUUGCUGUACGUGUGCGGUGGUUUUGAUGGUGCGUCCUGCCUGAGCAGUGUAGAAAGAUACGACCCACUGACCGGCGUUUGGUCGUCAUGUCCUAGUAUGACCACCCGUCGACGAUAUUGCCGCGUAUCCGUCGUCGACAACUGUCUGUACGCUUUGGGAGGCUUUGACUCGACCAACUACCAGUCAACCGUUGAAAGGUACGAUCCGAGAAUGAGCAAGUGGAUGACUGUGCCAGCCAUGAGCAGCAGGCGUAGCAGCUGUGCCGUAGCCACCUUGGACGAUAUGCUUUAUUGUGUGGGGGGCAACGACGGUACCAUGUGCAUGUCAAGUGGCGAAAGAUUGAACGUCAGGCGGAAUGCUUGGGAGCCUAUAGCCACCAUGCAGUGUCGCAGGGCUACCCAUGACAUGGUUGAACUGGACGGCGGGCUGCUAGUGCUCGGCGGCAACGACAGCAACUCGAGCCUGCACUCGACGGAGCGGUAUGAUCCCCGGAUCAACCGGUGGACAAUGUCGACGCCAAUGCCGACGCGCCGGAGCUCGGUGGGAGCCGCUCUCCUGUACUGCUUCAACAUGGACGGCAAGCUGACGACGGCCGCCAACGCUGGGACCACAAAUGCCGCCGCCGUCAUGAGUGGAAGCGUCGCGAUGGUGGCCGCCAGUUCUGGAACGGCGUCCGUCACAAAUUCGCCGUACAAGUCCACCGCCACGUCCGUAUGA